UUCCGGUGUUGUGUAUGUUCCUGGAAACAUGGCGGCCAGCUUCCGCGGCCGUCCUAUCCGGAGUCUUCGGAUGCGAGGUCGGAAUGACAGCGGGGAAGAGAACGUACCGCUGGAUCUGACCAGAGAACCAUCAGAAAACUUCCGGGAAAUCAUUCAAAAUGUGGCCAAACCACAUGGAGUCAGUAACAUGCGAAAACUGGGCCACCUGAACAACUUCAUAAAGCUGCUAUGCAGCAUAGGCCACCGUGAGGAAAACUUUGGAUUCACAUAUGAAGAAAUCAUCAUUUGUCUGCGACUAGCUUUACUAAAUGAGGCUAAGGAAGUCCGUGCUGCAGGGUUGCGGGCCCUUCGCUACCUCAUUAGAGACACCAACGUUCUGCAGAAGGUCCUCAGACUACAGGUUGACUAUUUAAUAGCCAGAUGCAUUGACAUCCAGCAGAGCAAUGAGGGAGAGAGGACUCAGGCUCUAAGACUAGUACGAAAGAUCAUCACUGUCAAUGCUAUGCUGUUUCCCUCCUCUAUUGCAAACUCUUUAAUUGCUGUGGGAACUGAUGGACUUCAGGAACGAGACCGCAUGGUUCGUGCAGCUAUCGCCAUCGUUUGUGAGCUAGCCCUGAAAAAUCCAGAGGUGGUGGCCAGACGGGGAGGCCUCAGCACUAUCCUUAAGAGUGUGAUCGACUGUCAACUGAGUCGCAUCAAUGAAGCUCUGAUCACCACCAUUCUCCAUCUCCUUAAUCACCCACAUACCCGCCAGUACGUGCGUGUUGACGUCGAGCUGGAGCAAAUCCUCGCACCUUUCACUGACUUCCACUACCGCCAUACUGCAGACACGGCUGAAGGGCAACUCAAGGAAGACCGAGAGUCACGCUUUUUGUCAAGUAGAAUGGCGAUAGUGGCUGCCUUUCGCUCUUGGUCUGGGAUUAUCAACCUAUGCAAGGCAGGAAAUUCUGGAAUCCAAUCUUUAAUUGGCUUACUUUGCAUACCAAAUAUGGAAGUUAGGAAAGGCUUGUUGGAGGUGUUAUAUGAGAUAUUCAGGCUCCCUGUGCCCAUUGUAACACAAGACUUUAUGGAAGGUCUUCUAAGUGUUGACCCCGCCCGGUUCCAGGACACAUGGAGGCUGUCUGAUGGGUUUGUUGCUGCUGAGGCCAAAGUCAUCCUACCCCAUCGGGCCCGUUCUAGGCCAGAUCUAAUGGACAACUAUCUGGCCUUUGUUCUGUCGGCGUUCAUCACUAAUGGGCUGUUAGAGGGGCUCGUUGAAGUCGUGACCAGCAGUGAUGAUCAACUUGCUGUCAGAGCUACCAUCCUUUUGGGAGAACUUCUACACAUGGCAAACACCAUCCUUCCUCAUUCUCACAGUCACCACCUGCACUGCCUUCCUACCCUCAUCAACAUGGCAGCCUCCUUUGACAUCCCCCAGGAAAAACGACUGCGGGCAAGUGCUGCUGUCAAUAAUCUGAAACGUUUCCAUGAGAAGAAGAAGAGGGGUUUGAAGCCGCACAGUCUUUACCUGGACCACAUCAUCCGCAAGUCUGUUUCUUCACAUAACCGCAGAGAGUCACACUCUCGUGCACACAGAGACAUCUAUGUCAUCAAGGACACAGAAGAAGCACUUAUGAUGAACCUGAGAGACAGUCACAUACUCAACCACAAGCAAAACCUGGAAUGGAACUGGUUGCUCAUCGCCACCAUUCUCAAGUGGCCACAUGUAAACCUCAGGAACAACAAAGAUGAACAAAUGCACAAGUUUGUGCGGAGGCUGCUGUAUUUCUAUAAACCCAGCAGUAAGUUGUAUGCAGGGCUGGCACUGGACCACGUAAAAGCCAGACAACUCACUGUGGUUGGCUGUCAGUUCGUCGAGUUCCUCAUGGACUCAGAUGAGGACGGCCAGGGGUAUCUGGAGGAGCUGGUGAGGGACAUGGUUUCAUGGCUCUCCUCUUCGUCUGGGCUGAAGCCUGAGCGCUCUCUGCAGAGUAACGGUCUGCUAACCACUCUCAGCCAACACUACUUCCUCUUCCUCGGCACUCUCUCUGCACAUCCGCAGGGAGUCAAACUGCUGGAGAAAUGUGGCCUGUUUCAGUGCCUGCUGAAUCUGUGCUCUGUGAAGAACCAGGAUGCUGUGCUGAAACUUGCUGUAUCCACACUGGACUACAGCAGAGAUGGUCUGGCCAGAGUGAUCCUCUCUAAGAUCCUCACUGCUGCUACUGAUACAUGCAGGCUGUUUGCCACCAAGCAUCUCCGUGUGCUGCUACGUGCUGGUGUGGAGUUCUUCAGUAGCUGGGGCAUGGAGCUGCUGGUCACACAGCUGCAUGACCACAACAAGGCUGUUUCCAUGGAGGCCCUGGACAUACUGGAUGAGGCCUGCGAGGACAAGGCUAAUCUUCAUGCUCUAAUUCAGCUGAAACCAGCUCUGUCCCAUCUGGGAGACAAAGGUCUCUUGCUGCUCCUCAGGUUCCUGUCCAUUCCUAAAGGCUUCUCCUACCUCAAUGAGAGGGGCUAUGUCAGCAAACAGCUGGAAAAAUGGCAGAAGGAAUACAACCUUAAGUAUGUGGACCUGAUAGAGGAGCAGCUCAACGAAGCUCUAACAACCUACCGCAAACCUGUUGAUGGAGACAACUAUGUCAGGCGCAGCAACCAAAGGUUACAAAGACCAAAUGUAUAUCUCCCUGUGCACUUGUACGGUCAGCUAGUUCACGAUAAGACAGGCUGCCAUCUAUUAGAGGCUCAGAGUGUGGUUCCUGACCUCAGCUAUGUGGUUCGCUCCCCGAUGCUGGACACCUGGGAGGGCAUUAAACAGCUGAAGGCUGCUCUUUGGGCUCUGGGCAACAUCGGUUCUUCAAACUGGGGUCUGAAUCUCCUGCAGGAGGAGAAUGUCAUUCCUGACAUCCUCACACUGGCUCAGCACUGUGAGGUGUUGUCAGUACGAGGGACAUGUGUAUAUGUGCUGGGUGUCAUCUCCAAGACCAGGCAGGGCUGUGAGGUGCUGAAGCAGUAUGGUUGGGAUGCAGUCAGACACAGUCGCAGGACGCUGUGGCCUGUCACUCCAGAAGAGGUUGACACACAGCUGACCUCUGAACUUUCCUCAGUACCGAGCACACUCAGUCUGAACUCUGAAUCCACCAGCUCCCGCCACAACAGCGAGAGCGAGUCUCAACCAAACAUGUACAUCCUGGACGAUGACAAGUGUGACAUUUUGGACCAAACAGACGAGCCUUCUUUCUAUUCACACUCCAAACCAGUGAAGGACCGCAGCCCCUUCACAAUCCUGGCUUCCUCACGCUUUGUUCGCACCCGAUUCCUCAACUCAUUGUCCCUCCCAAGCAAGAAGCUGCGCUCCACCAGUGAUCCCAAGACACCCUCAGGGUCCCGGACCCCUACGGAACUCAAGACGGGGAGUAUGAGGAGAAACAGAACAGUGACAGAGCCCUCUGUCUACAGCCCGAACCAGGGGGAUGUCUUCACCCCUAUCUUUAAUGGCAGAGGAAUGCCCAGGAGUCCCACUGUCAGCCUGGAGACGUCAUUUGUUGGGACCAGAGGAGGCUCUGAGGAGCAGCUCGUGGAUGGCAGGCUGGCCAGGGGCGGAGGUUCAGGCCUCGGACUCAGUGGUCUCGGAGGGCAUGGGGCUACAGAUCAACCUGUCCGGGAGAGGGAGCAGACCAGUCGAGAACGCCUUGCAGGAGGUGAUGGUGGCUCCUCCUCUAGUGGAGGCAAUGUGGGAGGGGGCGGAGGAGGUGGUGGAGGUACUCAGUUUAAAAGCCGCAGUCAGAGCUUUAACACGGACACCACAACCAGCGGCAUUAGCUCCAUGAGCUCCAGCCCCUCCAGAGAGACGGUUGGAAACCCCGAACACCCCGAGCCUGAACCAGACUCCUCUGACUGUGUGAGCCUUAACACAGUGGUAUCAGCCAAGACUGUCAAAACACUCUCCUCCCUCACCCCCCAGGCUCAGACCAACCACAUGUCCACGUCUAAGUCCUCCACUGUCUCAUUGGUACCGCCCGGCUCGUCGCACACACUCCCCCGCCGAGCUCAGUCUCUCAAGUCCCCUUCCGUUACCACAAUCAAGAGCCUGGCUGACUGUAGCUUUAUGUACACCAGCCCUCGAGAUGCACUUGGUUACGCUACGCUGAAAAGGCUGCAGCAGCAAAGGAUACACCCUUCUUUGUCUCACAGUGAGGCUCUGGCUUCACCUGCCAAAGAUGUGUUGUUCACCGACACCAUCACCAUGAAGACCGGCAGCCUGGACUCUAGACUCACACCUCGCAGGGUAUCAGACAGGAGGGAUACCUGUCCAGAACCCAGCGUUUUAUCUCCAUACCGCAGACUGUCCAGAACUUUGGUUCCGUGUCUCUCCCCCCGGAUCCUCUCACAUACCUCUCCUCUUGCCCUCCCUAGGUUUCUGAAAGCUCUGAGCUUUGCCUCUCUUGAUAAAGAGGAAUUACUCAGUCCCAUCAACCAAAGCACCCUGCAUCGCUGCUCCUCAGUGCGCUCUAUGGUGUCUAGCGCCACCUUUGGGUGCAACGAUGAUUACAUUGGCCUUGCACUGCCCAUGGAUAUCAACGACAUGUUCCAGAUCAGAGACACAGCCUACUUUCAGCAGAGGAUCAGCCCGCCGUCUGAGGAGAGGAAGCGCUUUCUGUUUGGAGAUGGAGAUGGUGACCGCCCAGCUGUCCCGAUACUGAAGACACAGUUCAGUAUCUCUGAGCUUAUUGCAAGUCGAGGUGAUUGCCAGAACCACAUGGUGGGUUCGGAGGAGACAGGACUGCAGGAUCACACAGAAGAGAACUGCCUCUACUGCGUGGGGUCCAUCGUCCUCGGAUACCAGACCCAGCCGCAGAUCAACAGCACGCAUCCUCGCACAGAUUACGUUGAGUUCCCAUCAUGGAGUGGUCAAACUGGCCAUCGUCUGGAGGUGAUGCCUCAGUCCAAGUUCUCUGGAGUGUCGGGCUGCAGUGAUGCCGCUGUUUCUCAAGGCUCAAUCUGUAGUACGCCCACCCCCAGUGACAUUGUCAUCGGUGGCAAGACAAUAUCAGAGGAUGGCCCCGCCUCCAGAGUUUUGCUGAGGAAGGAGGUGCUUCGCCUCAUCAUCAACCUCAGCUCCUCUGUAGGAACCAAAGGCCAUGAAACAGGACUACUGACGAUAAAGGAGAAGUUUCCCUAUGCAUUCGAUGACAUCUGCCUGUACUCUGAGGUUUCUCACCUCUUAUCCCACUGUAUGUUUCGCCUGACCUCAAGACGUUUCAUACAAGAACUCUUCCAGGAUGUGCAAUUCAUGCCAAUGUAUGAGGAAGCAGAGGCAAUCCUGACAAAGCAACCAAAACCUGUCGAAGAGGAUGUGGACCCACCUGCAGAAUCCUGAUCAUCCUCCCCUUUGUGUUCGCUGCACAACCCCAGUCUUGCCACCCAACGAACAUGGAAUAAACUCAAAACUGAUGGAGCAUGAGAGAGAAAGGAUUCGGAGGUGUUUGGCAUGUUUCUGUCGCUCUUAACAGGUUACCGCCGCCAAGAAAAAGGAGGAGGUGGUCAUCACUCGCCUUUCUUCUAGCAAACUAAAGCUGGAGACAAAGAACGUCAGUAUCUGUAAACAAAAUUUAACCCAACACGCCUAAUGCUGUGUCAGACUUCUUUUUUGUUUUUGUUUUUUUUUUUACAGGAAAAAGGGUGAGCAGUUUAACCAAAUACUGUUUUUAGAAUGGGUUGGCAAUCUUGAGCAAACACUCAAUAAUACAUCAACAUAUGUUUAAGGACAAACAAGCUGGAUCAUUAAGACAAAGACUCACGCUGUUUUAGAAAAAAAAAUGAUGAAAAACUAGCAACAUUUUAUCUCUUUCCAGAGGUGGUGUUUUCUGUAAUGAAAUGAUUAAGGCAUGUUGUUGUGUCUACCCAGUGAUUCCUCGGACCCUGCGUCCUCUUAUCCUAAUGACACUAAACACUACAGAGGGUCGUGCUGUUUUUAAACUUAUCUGGAGCCUUUCUGGUCCAAAUCCCACCCCAACCUGUGAUCUGUUCUAGCCAGAUAUGUGCUUUGCUUCUCUUGCCUCGCCACUUCCUACAACCUGUAGCCUCUUGUCAACACAGACAGCCAAUUACUUUUCUAUUUCUUGUAUCUUCAGACAAUCAAGCAUCAUUAGUCUUAUAUUUUCGUAAGUGUUUAAAUAUGCCACCCUUACUCAGUACAUGAGGAGAAUAGCAUGUAAUCUAAUGCUAGUUUUUGCCAUCCUUUCCUUGCUUAGGACCUUUAAUGUUUUUCUUCAGCCAUUGCAUUAUUAUUAGUAAGCUUCUUGUUUAAGGAAAUCUCAGGAGGUGUGAUCUCCAUUCUGUUGUGCAACUCAUUACAGGGUUAAACUCUGCUCAUAAACAUUUCCACAGCCUACAUUAAGCCCAGCAGCUACCCGACUAUGCCUUCUUACCUCCACGCUUCACUCCCACUGCAUGUGCAACAAGCAUGGCCAACCUUUAACGCCACCUUAACGUGUUUCCUGCUUGUAAAACUUUUUAAAAAUAGGUUGCCAUUACACGCUGCCAUCACACCAUAGGAAUAUAGUCGCCCCUGAAUCUGUUUUCACGAUGCAAUAUCACUGUCUGUCUUUGGCUGAGACGGGGGAUGAAAUGACUAAAGGGGUUUGUAAAAGGUUUCCAGGGAAACGGGGAUCGCUGUUUCCAUUGGCUUGUUUUUUUGCUAUAAUGCUGCUACAAAAAAAACGGACUCGUAGAGAGAUGAUUCAUAGAUCAGCUGAGUGAUGUCAGAUCCGAUCUAUUUAUUAUAUGUCUGUACCAUAGAGUGAGCUCAACCAGAGAAGAAAAAAGUUAUUUAUAUUUUUUCCUCAAGACUGUAUUAUAAUUUAAAAAACUUUUUUUUUUUUUUGUUUUUUUUUUUUUUGUUUUUUGCCUGAAUCGUGGUUUCCCUUGUAUAAUGUGUACAGUAUGUUUUGGGGGCAUUGAUGACCUAAAGAAACAUACAAUCCUAAAGGGAUGCAUUGUUAAUAAAAACAAAAAUUGAAAUACCCAA
Messenger RNA from Sphaeramia orbicularis (orbiculate cardinalfish), 7006 nucleotides. Its product is annotated as rapamycin-insensitive companion of mTOR-like. Bases 29 to 5356 code for a protein of 1775 amino acids. The record is from RefSeq and is a predicted model, not a curated record. Gene Ontology annotation, cellular component: TORC2 complex. Gene Ontology annotation, molecular function: protein serine/threonine kinase activator activity. NCBI's taxonomy places the organism in Eukaryota, Metazoa, Chordata, Actinopteri, Kurtiformes, Apogonidae. The transcript has 38 exons. Gene Ontology annotation, biological process: TORC2 signaling; positive regulation of phosphatidylinositol 3-kinase/protein kinase B signal transduction.